Messenger RNA from Galeopterus variegatus (Sunda flying lemur), 2083 nucleotides. RefSeq names its product testis expressed 2 (gene TEX2). Gene Ontology annotation, cellular component: endoplasmic reticulum. The transcript has 10 exons. The record is from RefSeq and is a predicted model, not a curated record. NCBI's taxonomy places the organism in Eukaryota, Metazoa, Chordata, Mammalia, Dermoptera, Cynocephalidae. The coding region runs from base 4 to 1737 and encodes 577 amino acids. Gene Ontology annotation, molecular function: lipid binding.
UGGAUGAAUGAGAUUUACAACUAUGAUCCAGAAACUUACCAUGCGACUUUGACACAUUCAGUCUUUGUUCGACUCGAGGGCAGAAUCUUAAGACUUUCAAAGCCCAAUAAAAAUAUAUCCAGGAGGGCAAGCUACAAUGAAACCAAGCCAGAGGUUACCUACAUCAGUCAGAAAAUCUAUGACCUCACGGACAGCAAGAUUUACCUUGUACCUAAAAGUUUGGCUCGAAAACGAGUCUGGAAUAAAAAGUACCCCAUUUGUAUCGAGCUUGGUCGUCAAGAAGACUUUAUGUCUAAGGCUCAGACUGAUAAGGAGACGGUGGAAGAAAAGCUACCGGCUGAGGGAAGCGAGGACCCUAAGAAGCCACCCCUCCCCCAAGAGGGAACAAGAUAUGGCCAGCGAGAUCAGAUAUUGUAUCUCUUUGGGAGAACUGGCCGAGAAAAAGAGGAGUGGUUUAGGAGAUUCAUUCUGGCAUCUAAACUGAAGUCGGAAAUAAAGAAGCCACCUAAUGUCUCUGGAAGUAAACCAGGACUUUUGCCUGCACACAGCAGACACAGCAGUCCCUCAGGGCACCUGACCCACAGCCGCAGCAGCAGCAAAGGGAGCGUGGAGGAGAUCAUGUCCCAGCCCAAGCAGAAGGAGCUGGUGGGCAGUGUGCGGCAGAAGAUGCUUCUAGACUAUAGCGUGUACAUGGGGAGGUGUGUCCCCCAGGAAAACCGAAGCCCCCAGAGGAGUCCCGUGCAGAGUGCGGAGAGCAGCCCCACGGCUGGGAAGAAGUUGCCAGAGACUCUACCCUCUGAGGAAGAAGAACAGGAAGCCUGGGUGAAUGCCUUGCUUGGAAGAAUAUUUUGGGACUUCUUAGGAGAGAAAUACUGGUCGGAUCUAGUGUCUAAAAAGAUCCAAAUGAAACUCAGCAAAAUAAAGCUCCCCUACUUUAUGAAUGAGCUAACUCUGACGGAACUUGACAUGGGGGUGGCUGUGCCAAAAAUCCUUCAGGCCUUCAAGCCUUAUGUUGAUCACCAAGGACUCUGGAUCGAUUUGGAAAUGUCCUACAAUGGGUCCUUUCUGAUGACUCUCGAGACCAAAAUGAAUUUGACCAAACUAGGUAAAGAGCCUCUUGUUGAAGCCCUGAAGGUUGGAGAAAUUGGCAAAGAAGGUUGCAGGCCGAGGGCAUACUGUCUGGCCGACAGUGAUGAGGAGUCCUCCAGUGCGGGCUCCUCCGAUGAAGACGACGCCCCAGAGCCCAGUGCAGGAGACAAGCAGCUCCUCCCAGGGGCUGAAAGUUACGUGGGAGGUCAUCGAACAAGUAAGAUUAUGAGGUUUGUUGAUAAAAUUACCAAGUCAAAAUAUUUCCAAAAAGCAACGGAGACAGAGUUCAUUAAAAAGAAGAUUGAAGAAGUCUCCAAUACGCCCCUGCUGCUAACUGUUGAGGUACAAGAAUGUAAAGGAACCUUGGCGGUCAACAUCCCACCACCCCCGACUGACCGAAUAUGGUACGGUUUCCGGAAGCCACCAUAUGUGGAGCUGAAAGCUCGGCCAAAACUUGGAGAGAGAGAAGUGACUUUAGUUCAUGUGACAGACUGGAUAGAGAAGAAACUGGAGCAAGAGUUUCAGAAAGUUUUUGUCAUGCCAAACAUGGACGAUGUUUAUAUCCCUAUAAUGCACUCAGCCAUGGACCCUCGCUCCACUUCCUGCCUCCUGAAAGACCAACUUGUGGAGGCUGCUGAUCAGCCAUGACGGGUGAAGACCGGACAUUCCCAGUAUUGUGAGAUCUUGCUUGAGGUGUGGGGUUCUUGGCUGCCAUCUGUGCUGUAGCACUGGCUUCUAUUUGUGCCACAGCUGUUUCUUAAAGGACUGCUUCUACCCUCUGCCUGCCAGUGCCCAUUCCACUGUGAGGUGUCAUUCCCCGCAUCCAGUAACAGGUAUGUGGACUGCCUGCCGCAAAGCUUUGACUCAGCAGAGGAGACUGUGGGAGAAUCAUUAUGGUGGAUCCAGAAGUACAGGUGACUCACACCGUGGCUUUUUUAAGUGUACCAGUUGUUGUGGCAGCAGGUGAGCACAUUAAGAGCAAAGCUGUACAACU